Molecule: messenger RNA, 2349 nt
Organism: Cynara cardunculus var. scolymus (artichoke)
Lineage: Eukaryota; Viridiplantae; Streptophyta; Magnoliopsida; Asterales; Asteraceae
Product: myosin-binding protein 2-like
Exons: 3
Coding region: 1-2280 (759 amino acids)
Molecular function (GO): myosin binding
Source: RefSeq, a predicted model, not a curated record
AUGGCUGCAAACAAGUUUGCAACCAUGUUGCAUAACAACACAAACAAGAUCACUCUCAUUCUCAUUUAUGCACUUCUUGAAUGGACGCUUAUACUUCUCCUUCUUCUAAACUCCCUUUUCUCUUAUUUCAUCAUCAAAUUCGCCCAAUUCUUUGCCUUAAACCCUCCAUGUUUCUGGUGUGCUCGAAUCGAUCGACUGUUUGAACCCCGAAACGAAAAUUCCCAUCGAAACCAUCUGUGCGAGCUUCAUUCAAAAGAGGUUUCUCAUCUGGGGUUUUGUUCGAUUCAUCAAAAGUUAGCGGAAUCCCAGGAUUUAUGUGAAGAUUGUUCAUCAUCCAAUCUGGGUUUUAGGAGAGAAUCGAAGAAAUUUGUGUUCUCGAAGGUGGAAAGGAUUGAUGUGAUUCAGAGUGAUGGAGAAGAUGAAGUGAGAUUGAAGUGUUCUUGCUGCGAUGUGGAUUUUGAGACGAAAUUUGUUGACGAUUCUUCUUGUUUUGUAAUUCAUCCUUUGUCGGAUAUUUUGGAUGAUGCCAAAAAGGAGAAUCUGAUCGAUGAUCAUGAAGCGAAAAUCAUUUCGGAAGAACAAAUAGAAUCGAAUUCCAUUGAAGAAAAACAAGAAAUUGCAAGCGAAAAAGGGAAUGAUGGUAAUGAAGAACUUGAAACAGAGGAACAUGAGAUUGAAGUGAUUAGAGAUUCAAAUUUUUCGGAGCAGGAUUUGAUUCGAUUUGAAAAAGAGGAAGAUUCGAUUUCGGCGACUCAUGAUCUUCAGUUCUUCAUUGAUUACAGUGGAAAUCAGUUGUUUCCAUUCGAAUUACUCGAUUCGAAAACAGAGGAAAACCCGAAAAAUUCUGAAGAUGAAGAUCAUGAAUUUGGGGAUUUUCAAAAAGCUCAGAAAUCUCUUGUUUACCAUGAGAAUUUGAUUGAUUUCACUGAUGAACAAGUCGCCAUUGAUGAAGAAACUCAAAUCCAAUCAGUCGACAACGAAGAACUUCAAGAAAGUGAUUCAGAUCUUCAUUCAGUCCAUGAAGAAGAAGAAGAGGUUUCGAUCGGAACGGAAAUCCCUGUUUUGGAUUCAUGUGAUGAGAUCAAACGUGAUGAACAUUCGAUAACUUCCGCUAAUUUGCAUUCGAAUAUUGAAAAUGCGGACAUGAAGCUCGAGAAUUUCGAUGAAAUUGAGGAAGAAAAAGCUCCGGAAACACCGUCUUCGAUUUAUAGUCUCAAUCCACUUCACAAGAAGUGGUUGAUGCCGGAAAUGAAAGAAUCAGGGACGGAAGAGUCAUUUGACGGAAGUGCAAUUAGUGAAACCGACAGCGGCGAUCCUGUGAACACAUCCGAGAAGCUGAAAUCGGCUUUGAAAGCCGAGCGGAAAACAUUACAUCAUUUAUACACGGAAUUGGAGGAAGAGAGGAAUGCUGCGGCGGUGGCUGCUAACGAGACCAUGGCGAUGAUAAACCGUCUCCAAGAAGAGAAGGCGGCAAUGCAGAUGGAGGCAUUGCAGUAUCAACGAAUGAUGGAAGAACAGUCGGAAUAUGAUCACGACGCUUUGCAACUGUUGAACGAACUUAUGAUGAAAAAGCAAACGGAAUUGGAAUUAUAUCGAAAGAAAGUGUUGGAUUACGAAUCGAAGGAGAAGACGCGGUUUCUGCAGAGGAGUACGAAAACCGGGACGUCUUCGGUUUCUUGGAGUCAUUCCGAGGACGACGACGGAUUGUCGGCUGACUUGAAUCGAGAAAGUCAACAUCAAAACACCCCGAUCCACUCUGUUCUAGAUUUGGAAUCGUUCGAGGAAGAACGGGUGUCGAUCCUCGAACAACUGAAGGUUCUAGAAGAGAAGCUUUUUGCAUUGAGUGACGAAGAGGACCGACAUUUUGCUAAAGUUAGCGUAAUCGAGGAUCACUAUGAAGAGGUUGCCAAUCACGGUGUUAAAGGACCGGUUGUUGAGUUCAUGCAAAACGGAAGACAACCACAACCAAUCGGGAAGAGUCUUCUUCCGCUUUUCGAUGCCAUUAGUAGCGGGAGCGAAGAUGGCAUGACGGUAAGAAACGCCAAGUUUGAAGACACGGCCGUCACGAGAUUUGAACUCGAGAAGAAGCGAAUCGAUAUGGAAGAGGAAGUAGAUCAAUUGUAUGCAAGAUUACAAGGUCUCGAGGCCGAUAAGGAGUUCUUAAAACAUUGCAUCGGCUCGAUGAACAAGGGGGAUAAAGGAAUGGAACUUCUUCAAGAAAUCUUGCAACAUCUUCGAGAUCUCCGAACAAGAAAUUACAAUGAUAAUGCCUUCAUAUGAUCCUCUACAAAUCUCUAUCAGGUAACACAAUCCAUAACUCCGAGCCAUCUGUAAAACAAAUGAUCGUUU